UUGGAGAGCCAGUCAGUGAAGAAAAUAUCGUUGAUCGUCGACAAAGCAGUGAGGUUAAGUCUAAGAUUGCAAGUAAUAUUUAUUACUCAUCCAUGCUCGUUCAUAAUUGAAUUAUAACAAACAAGAAGAGAAAUAGUGAAUUUUGUAGAGUAUGAGCUGUAGUAGAGGCAACGUAGGACGUUCUCGUCCUCAAAAAUACCAGAAUACACAUGCAUUUAAAAACACUCUUCAUGACACAUCGGUUAAAACAAAAAAAAUUAAUAACAUACAGGUUGUGAAUGUUUGUGAGAGAUGUAAGAGCAUUAUUGAAUGGAAAAUCAAGUAUAAAAAGUACAAGCCACUUAAAGCAGCUAGCACGUGUACGAAAUGUCAACAGAAAUGUGUUAAGCAUGCUUAUCACAUAAUGUGUGGACCAUGUGCAGCCACACAUGAGGUUUGCGCAAAAUGCGGUGAGAAGAGAGAAAUUUUUAGGGAAGCUAUGCCAGAGGAAACCCUCAAAUUGGAUAGAGAACUCAGACUUAUUUUGAAGACUUUGCCUGAGAGGAAGAGAAGGACAUUUCUUCGGUACAUGCAUAGAAAAGGCGAGAAGAAGAGUCCUGGUGGAGAUUUGGAGAUAUCUAAAGGAAUAUCGAACGAUGAAGAUGCUGAGAGCAAUCCACAAGGUCAUACUGAAGAGCCUCCGACAUCUCGAGAUGAUUUAUUAGAGAAAUUAAAAUCUUUAAUCGUAUCCAAGGACGAUGACGAUGAGACAUUUGAUAAUUCUGAUGAAUCUGCCGUCGAGGACUCGGACGAUAGUUCGAGUCAUUGAUUUGAAUAAUUCCGAUUUGUUGUAAUUGAUUUUAUUUUUUGUCAAAUGCAUUGGGAGAUAAAAAUAUUUAAUUUCUUUAUGCCCUCGGCUGUUUUUUAUUCUCAUCUGUACGAAAAGAAAAUAAAUUUCUUAACGGUAGGGGAGAAGUUUUCUGGAAUCAA
Molecule: messenger RNA, 969 nt
Organism: Fopius arisanus
Lineage: Eukaryota; Metazoa; Arthropoda; Insecta; Hymenoptera; Braconidae
Exons: 2
Coding region: 152-808 (218 amino acids)
Source: RefSeq, a predicted model, not a curated record